Molecule: messenger RNA, 2290 nt
Organism: Saccostrea cuccullata (small rock oyster)
Lineage: Eukaryota; Metazoa; Mollusca; Bivalvia; Ostreida; Ostreidae
Product: inositol-3-phosphate synthase 1-B-like
Exons: 5
Coding region: 118-1752 (544 amino acids)
Biological process (GO): inositol biosynthetic process; phospholipid biosynthetic process
Cellular component (GO): cytoplasm
Molecular function (GO): inositol-3-phosphate synthase activity
Source: RefSeq, a predicted model, not a curated record
ACUAAAACUAUAUAUAAAGUUACCCCAAGAGGUUGCAUCUGACCAGAUACAUGCUUGUUCGCCUAUUCCUUAACUUUAUCUAUUUUUGUGGAUCUUUUAACCGAGCAGCAGAUCAAAAUGGCAAGCGUUGAAGUGAGAAGCCCUUAUGUUUCCUACACAGCUGAUUUCAUCCAAUCCAAAUACGAGUACCAGUCUACUAAAGUGGACACGGACUCGACAGGAAAAAUCACCGCCACACCCGUCUCUACCCAGUAUCUGUUUCGAACACACAGAAAGGUUCCAAAACUGGGUGUGAUGUUGGUUGGUUGGGGCGGUAACAACGGAACUACAGUGACGGCGGCCAUCUUGGCCAAUAAGCACAAGAUGGAGUGGCCUACAAAAGAAGGACUUAACAGAGCGAAUUACUUUGGUUCCAUCACUCAGGCUAGUACGGUGUUACUAGGAACCGGUCCACAGGGUGAAGUUUACGUACCUAUGAAGUCCCUGUUACCCAUGGUUGACCCAAACGAUAUUGUUUUAGAUGGAUGGGACAUUUCCUCAAAGAAUUUGGCAGAUGCCAUGGAGAGAGCAAGAGUUCUGGACUACAAUCUACAAACUCAACUGAAACCAUACAUGGAGGAUUUCAAGCCCCGCCCGUCAAUAUAUAUCCCAGAAUUCAUAGCUGCUAAUCAGGCAGAGCGGGCCGACAAUGUAUUAACUGGUACCAAGCAAGAAAUGAUGACAAAAAUCCGAGAGGACAUCAGAGAAUUCAAGAAAUCGAGUUCUGUUGACAAAGUCAUCGUCUUGUGGACCGCAAACACGGAGAGGUUUUCCGAAGUAAUACCAGGUGUCAAUGAUACGUCAGAAACCUUGAUUAAAAGUAUUCGGGAAAAUGAGAGCGAGGUUUCGCCUUCAACUUUGUUUGCAGUUGCAUCCAUUCUGGAAGGUGUAACCUUCAUUAACGGAUCUCCUCAGAAUACGUUUGUACCAGGUUGUUUGGAACUGGCCGAAAGAAAAGGGGUCUUCAUUGGAGGUGACGAUUUUAAAUCGGGACAAACAAAAUUGAAGUCUGUCCUGGUGGACUUUCUUGUUAGCGCGGGGAUCAAACCUAGGUCUAUCGUCAGUUACAACCACCUGGGAAACAACGACGGGAAAAACUUGUCUGCUCCUCAAACCUUCCGCUCAAAAGAGAUUUCCAAAAGUAAUGUAGUGGACGAUAUGGUUGAAUCCAACAAUAUUUUAUAUGAUAAAAGGGAAACUCCGGAUCAUUGUGUCGUCAUCAAAUACGUGCCGCACGUGGGGGACAGUAAGCGGGCUAUGGACGAGUACACCUCGGAGAUCAUGAUGGGUGGAACCAACACGAUCGUAAUCCACAACACGUGUGAGGACUCCCUGCUAGCCAGUCCUCUUAUCAUUGACCUAAUAGUGCUGGCGGAGCUCUGCGAGAGAAUCCAAUACAAAGUCGAAAACGAGGCUCACUUUCAGAAGUUUAACUCUGUAUUAUCCAUACUGAGUUACCUAUGUAAAGCCCCUUUGGUUCCCAGAAGAACCCCCGUCAUAAACGCGUUAUUCCGACAGCGGUGUUGUAUUGAGAAUAUCCUGAGAGCUUGUAUUGGACUAGCUCCUAUCAAUCACAUGCUAUUGGAGUAUAAAUUACAACAACAAGAAAUGAUUGUUCCUACCAAGAGUGCAAAGCCAACCAUAGACUCCAGCAAGGACCAAAUUAUUUGUAAGAACAGCGACAGUAGUGAUGAUACUGAUUGUGAGAAAUAGCAAGAUACUCAGAUUAAACAAUUUAUAUUUUGCUGACUUGUCUUUCAAAAAAGUCCUUUUUGGGAGGUGUGAGCAAUUCUAAGCAUUUGAAGUUGAUGCUCAAUAAUUUCUCGGUGAAAGAUAUACUCCGUAAAUUCCCUGUAAAUUCCCUAUCACAAGAUGAAACUGCUCCAUUCAGUAAGCUAAACUGUUAUCAGAAGGCAAAUGGCAUUCAAUGAAGUUUCAGUGAACUGAAUAGUCUACAUGUAGUUUCAUCCUGUUUGAUAGUGUGUUUACUAUGUGAAGAUACAGAAGUUACAAGGGACACUAUCAAUAUCGACUACUAAAUAAAGAAACAUUUCUGUCACCCUAUUUUAAUUCAAACAACUUCAAAAUAAAAUGGUAGUAAAAUAAUUUUAGGGACUUUUUUUAGUGUGAAUAGACCAAAAAUGCUUAGAAACAGAACAUACUGAACGUACAUGUAGGGUUGUGCAAAAUAAUGUUGGAGAUUUUAAAUAUUUGUUCAUUUUUACAUCAAUAAAUGACUGUUGUAUUGUUA